UGUGACGAUCAUCCAAAAAUCAGUCGUCAGGCAUCGUUAUAUCUCCUUUCACAGGUGUUUUUAAUUAUACACUACAGGCCAUUGGUAAAUGCUUUAGCUGAUGUGAUCUUGAAUGGGGACCUUUCAGUGUUCAGUAUUAAUUCGGAGCAGGAUUCUUUGAAGCAUUCACUUUUCCCGACUCCAAUGACUAGCUCUCCAUCAAUACCAAAGAUGUCUGCAAGCGUUCGAUGUUUCACUAAGCCAGUAGAAACAUUAGAGAGAUCACUUGAGAUAAGUCGACACAAGGGCAAAAAGAAACUGCAGAAAAGACCAAACUAUAAGAAUGUGGGUGAAGAGGAUGAAGAGGAGAAGGGAAUGGAAGAAAAGGAAGAUGACGCUGAAAAGCUGAAAGGUACUGAGUCUAGUACAAAGGGCAUCAAGACAAGUGGGGAGACUGAAGAAAUUGAGAUGGUUAUAAUGGAACGAUGCAAGGUUUCAGGCCCCCAGCAAGUAGGCUUGACUGAACAAAAUACAACCGAUGAGGAGAAAACAGCAGCUGCCUCAAGGGUCGAUAAUCCGAAAAGAAG
Molecule: messenger RNA, 566 nt
Organism: Rhincodon typus (whale shark)
Lineage: Eukaryota; Metazoa; Chordata; Chondrichthyes; Orectolobiformes; Rhincodontidae
Product: protein CLEC16A-like
Exons: 5
Biological process (GO): regulation of autophagosome maturation; endosomal transport; endosome to lysosome transport
Cellular component (GO): late endosome; endolysosome membrane
Source: RefSeq, a predicted model, not a curated record